AUGAAGUUUGAAGAGGAGUUCCUGUCACUUCAGGCCGCAGAAUGGAGACCAAACUAUCUUCCCUACAGACGGCUGAAAGCUAUGCUGAAGUUAUUGGCCAAAGGAGGGCAUCCGCCGUCAUAUAAAAUUAACCUGAAAGGUACGUUUGACCUUGCGGUUGGUGGAGUGAAAAUUUGCGUGUUGUCUGACUUCAUGCUAGAUUUUAUGUCGGCUUUUCGCUGUGCUCUUGGUAAGAUAAAGGUGUUUGUAGAUACCCAGUUGACUACACUCAAGGGUAAAGAGAGCAUUGUAUUGGAGCCUUAUAAACGAGUCCGUCAUGGGGCAGCGUCAUUGGCCGUGGAUGAUGAGUACUUGAUAUACGGUGAACUCCUUGAAGACUACAACAGGUUACACAUGUUCAUUAGAUUGAACUAUGAGGCCUCUCAAAGGAUAAAUUCUAAAGCCGAAAAAUUACAGAGGAUAUUUCAAACAACACCAUAUUGUGGACUCGAUGGCCUUAUUGAGGAGCAAGCAGUUUGUGAAAGGCAGUGUUUGACGGAGGUAGAGAGACUACAAAGAAUGAUCAACAGCACGAGGCAAGGCAGCAAUGCUCUGUCUACUUACAACUUGAUGAGUCUCUCUGAGGAGUGUUCUAACGCCCGGAUUCUCCUUACUACUAUCAACAAUGAUAUCCUUGCAAACCAAUCCAUCAAUUUGAGCAGUUUAUUGGGAAAGCUCCAGCGCACACCAGGUAUUUCCAAGGACAUAGUCGACGAAGUUUUUAACACAUCUUUGACAAUGUCAAUCAUAUGCCGGUCUUGGUCAUGUACUACAGCUUUAAUCGAGGACCACCCUGCAGAGACAAGAUCUUUGGUCAAUAGUAGCUGGCUCAAUGGUCUUCUCUUGGCUAUAUUCCGACAUUCUCGUCUAAGCCCAAUAUCUUCCCAUGAAAAGGAUGCACAGAUGAGAGAGGAUUUUGACCCUCAAAACUUAUGUAUGAAAUUGUUUAAUCUCAUACUCAACCAUGCCGGGAUAAAGGCCAAGGAUCUUUUAAUCACCCCGGAUGCUGCCGGAGCGAUUUCUCUACAAUAUAGUGCUCAAAUUGGACUCCCGGUGAUUUGUGACUUCAUCAUAAAGUAUAUAGAACAACUGGGAAUCUCACCAAAAUCGGCCAUAUUGGCUGCAAAUACAACAGGUAUAACGCCGCUCCAGUGGUCCGUUGCACGGGGGCAUGUUCAUGUCACUCGCAUAUUCCUGGAUGCCCUAUAUGUCGGCAUAGAUGAGGCCAGCGAUAACACACCCAAUGACCUGCUAGCUAUCGCCAUAGAAUACCAAAAUGAUGAGCUAGUCCAGCUUCUAGCUUCCAGGUGUACUAUGAUCAAUCAAUUCUCUAGCAAUGGAGAGACAUGUUUGCAUGUCGCUUCCCGGGUUGGUAGGAGGGACUAUGUUGAUACAAUUUUGGAAAUUACUUCUCAACAAAAUUCGGCAGUUGAUGUCCAGGAGAAAACUUACGGAUGGACACCAUUGACUAUAGCCAGCACACGAGGAUAUCUCCCAAUAGUUGAAGCUCUCCUUCGCGCUGGUGCAAAUGAGCUACUAUCUGACUAUCAAGGCUGGACAGCAAAGGAUCACGCAGCGUUUAGGGGUCAUUUUGCACUUUUGAAUAGGCUCAAGACGAACAAGACUAUAACACCAACAAUCAAAAACCCUUGCAUAACUACAUCACCUCCUAAUCUCAUGGGUGAUACCGCAUAUCUAAUUGUCAACCUAGGGUCAGUGCAAAAGGACAGAGAAAUCAGCCCCUUUGAUUUGGAUCAUGCUUCAACGAUGUCAAGUCACAUGUCACCUGAAAGUGCACUGAGUCUAGAAAUUUCCACCUCCAGGGGUCCUGCUCAUAUACUGAGAUUACCCUUUUUAAGGGAUCUGGUUGAUGAUAUCUUGAUUUUUCCUACUAGCGACCCGUUGGAAACUAAUCUUGUGUUUAAACUUCUCAAGAAUACUUCACAUUCAAGUCUGGGCAAUACACUUAUUGGCAGCGGUGUAGCUCUUUUAUCAGGGAAAAAGGAUGCGAAUAUUUCCCAUCAUAAGAGCCUGAUUAGAGAGAGCACCGUACCGAUCUUGGAGAAGGAAACCAUGGAGCUGAUAGGAAAAAUUACAUUUACAUUUUUCAUUGCGACCCCUUUCCUAGAUUUGAAUACUCGAUCCUCAAGUUUUGAGUAUCUAGAGAAAACUCGAUCAACACAGUUAAUUGGACAUCGAGACCGUGACUAUCUUCAGCUAGGGGAGAACACUAUUCAAUUUGAUGUACAGUUGACAAGAGAUCUUAUACCAGUUUUGUACCAUGACCUGUCUCUAAGCGAGUCAGGAACUGAUGUUGCAAUCCAUGACUUGACAUUGAAACAAUUCAUCCAUGCUAGCGAUAUGCAAUUAUCGUCGAAAAAUGACGCCGAUAAUUCCAGAUCACGCUCUCGAUCUCUGUCUCGAAACCACAAAGCAGCGGAAAACGAAGCCAGAUUAAGAAUGAAGCAUACGUUAUACUUUUCUAAUAAUGGGUACAAACCCAAUACACGGGGCGACUUCAUUCAAAUACCCCUUGCAACUUUAGAAGAGGCUUUGCUUAAUGUACCCGAAGAGGUUGGAUUUGAUAUAGAGCUAAAAUACCCCCGUAUCCAUGAAGCGCAUGCCAUUGAGAUGGCCCCUAUAGCUAUCGAACUUAACACAUUCGUCGAUACGAUACUCACUUUGAUAACCCGCUACGCCGGCUCUCGCAACAUAAUACUUUCAUCCUUCACCCCUGAAAUUUGCAUUCUUCUUGCAAUCAAACAAAAGGCAUACCCCAUUUUCUUCAUUACAAACGCAGGAAAGCUGCCUGUAGUAGAUAAGGAGGAACGAGCCGGAAGUGUUCAAGUUGCUGUCCGCUUUGCAACCAAAUGGGGCCUGGCUGGAGUCGUUUUUGCUUCAGAUGUGAUAGUGAUGUGUCCGCGGUUGGUGAACUAUGUCAAAAGCAAAGGCCUAGUUUGCGCUACUUACGGCCCAUUGAAUAAUAUUCCAGAUAAUGUCGAGGUGAGCUUAUUAUAUCCAUUUUCUUUAUUAUUAUCCAGUGGUUGGUCUAUAAAAAUUUACUAA
Molecule: messenger RNA, 3105 nt
Organism: Trichophyton verrucosum HKI 0517
Lineage: Eukaryota; Fungi; Ascomycota; Eurotiomycetes; Onygenales; Arthrodermataceae
Exons: 5
Coding region: 1-3105 (1034 amino acids)
Biological process (GO): glycerophospholipid catabolic process
Molecular function (GO): protein binding; glycerophosphocholine phosphodiesterase activity
Source: RefSeq, a predicted model, not a curated record